UUUGUUUUUUAAACAAUAUUUCAUAUGAAUAAAUAAGUUUGCUAUUUUUGUGUCGUCACCUGAACGCACCAUCACCAAAGCGCGGUGUACGACUGACCGAUCUGACCAAUCAGUGUGGAAUAUAGGAAGAAUCAGCCAAUAAACGCCGGCAUGACUUUUUGUUGGCCAAUCACCUUUAAGGAUGUUCCCAUUGCCUCCUUGCUGCAAUGGGAAAUGAAUGACAGACUAGCCGUUAGCCAUACAAAUAAUACAUAAGCAGAGUUUUCUUUUUACACUCAACACCAAGAAAGCAGAGUAAUAAGCGUUUGGAACGGGACGCUCGUGAAUUCAACCGCAGAAUCGCUAAUUGAUUGACCAGUGAUGCUAACAACAACCGUUAGCAUGUGCUAGCAUGCAGAAGGACUAUCGAGUCUGCCUGUACAAUGAGCCGACAACAGCCAACAACUUGAAGGCUGGAGGAGUAAGUGCCACCAUGUACCCGCGCCCUCAACAUCCCAUCAAGUCCGGCUGCAGCACCAGCUCCAGCAUCACAGAGCUGCUGACCGCCCUGUGUGACAGCAGCCUGGCCGGGGUGUCGUGGAAGCGUCGGGCCCUUGGAGGCGUCUCAAGAGAAGCCUUCCACAAAGCUCUGAAGAAGCGAGCCUAUGGCACCCUGCUGUCCAAGCUUUUCCAGUAUGGCGUCAAAGCGCCCGCGACCCCUGGGCUCAGCUCUCCUCCGAGGAACAGAGUCCUGAUGAUAUGCUUUGACCUGAGAGUAGCGGGUUGCCGGGAGGAGGCCGAGAGGCUGGAGGAGCUGCUGGAGACGCUUCCGGAGGGAGCCGCCUCUGGCCUGAGCGAGCUAGAUUCCGUCCUUGAGCUCCUGGUGCACCUGGCCGGCUCCUCGCCCCCGCCGCCGCCCAGCUUCAGCCGGGACUACAUGAGGCGGGAGCGGCCCGUGCUGCGGAGACCCGCACCCUGGCCUUACCAGAGCACGGAGCUGCAGAGGCUGGAGGCCCGCGCCUGGGGGCUCGUCUGCGGGGAGGAGUGGGCGUCCGUGGAGCACUUGUGCGGAACUCGGAGGUUGAUGGAAGCUCAGCCAGGUGCAGGCUUGAUGGCUGUCAAGACUAAAAUGGACACGGAGGAGAGAUUUGAGAAAGAGACCAGGUUAACCUUGUUUGGAGCCUUGCAGCACACUCGAACCUCAGACCUGGACAUCAGACUGGACCUUCCUCCUGUGCCCAGCAACGUUGAUGUAACUGGGCUGACCAUCAGGGUUCCGCCGUGUCUGGAUCAGUCUGACGAUGAAGGCUUCCAGUCGGCCUCCAACCUGACGCCAGACUCUCAGUCGGAGGCCAGCCCCGGUCCAGAGGUGGAUGUGUGGGAAGCUCUGCGAACGUUCGAGCCCGGCGUGCGUUGCUGCUGGGAGUCCGUCGGCUGGCCGCCCGGCAGGAGAGAGUCCUUGUACCUGAGCGAGAGCGGCAGAGAGGCCUUCGACCAGCUGUACCGCCUGUGGGAAGGCGAAAUGAGGGUGGUCGGCGGCAGCGUGCCCUCCCCGCUCCUCCCGUUGCCCGUCGACACUCAAGGCGAGCUCGUGGGCGACCUCCUGAACGUGCUGAUCGGCGUGGCGUCCACCACCUUUCCUCUCAACCAGAGUGUUCAGUUCGACGUGCGCCCCGGCGUGUGCGUGUCAGGAGCCUCUCCGGAAAGCGUGUCUCGUCUUUUGGGCGAGCUGGCCCAGUAUGGCACCUACUACCUGAGGCUGAGCCGCUUCUCGCUGCAGAGUCCUGAAAAGAAGGGCCUGGUCUUUCAGGCUUUCACGGGAGGUCUGAGGAAGUACUUGCAUUACUACAGAGCGUGUGUUCUCAGCACGCCUCCCAGACUCAGCCUGCUAACCAUUGGCUUCCUCUUCCGCAAGGUCGGCCAACAACUCAGGUAUCUGUCAGAACUGUGCCGUGUGGACGGGCCUCUGGGUGGCGACCGGGCUGCCUUCCCCGUGGGUGUGAAGCUGCUUUCCCACCUGUACAACGAAGCCCAGAACAACUGCAGCAACGAGAACUACCCAGUGCUGCUCUCCCUCCUCAAAAGCAGCUGCGAGCCCUACACCAGGUUCGUGUCCGAUUGGGUGUACAGUGGCGUGUUUCGAGACGUUUAUGGCGAGUUCAUGAUCCAAGUCAACGAAGAGUACCUCGGCUUCAGAGACAAACACUUCUGGGUCCAUGGAUACACUUUGAUCUCGAAAGACGUGGAGGAGUGCGUGCCCAUUUUCCUCAGGCACAUCGCCAACGACGUGUACGUCUGCGGGAAAACCAUCAACCUCCUGAAAAUAUGCUGCCCUCAGCACUACAUCUGCUUGUCGGAGCUUCCAGUGCCACGGAUCGCCGUCACCUUCUCCCUGCAGGAGGUGGAGGGCAUCGAGAGGGACUGCGCCAUGUACCGGGGCCGCAUGGAGAGGAUCGCCAAGCACAGUGCAGUCAGCCGGGAGGUGCAGGCCCAGCGAGUGGAGGAGGCGCGCCAGGAGCUGAUCAAUCAGGUCAGAGCGUCUGCAGCCAAAACCUUGGAGAGCAUUCGUGGGCGCCAGGUGUCGCAGCGUCUGGCUGAGGAGGCCAGGAAGAGGGAGCGCUUCCGGGAGCUCAAGCAGCAUCUGGAACAGGAGCAGGAGUGGCGCAGCGCGGCCAAAAAGAAGCAAGAGGAAGACGACUUCAGCUUUGCCAGAGAACUGCGGGACCGGGAGAAGAGGCUUCAAGCGCUGGAGGAGCAACUGGAGCAGAGAGCCAGGAAGGAGCUGAUCGCCCAGUACAGCCACCUGUCCGAAGAGGCGGCUCGCAAGGAACGGCGGGCCUUGUGGAGGGCGCAGAGAACGAGACUCGACGAGGCUCGAUCUCACUUCUUCGAGAAUGACCGGCGAGAGUUGCGGGCCAUCCUGGAAAAGCAUCCUUUGGGCCAGGAGGGACGUCCAGCUUCACCACCUCAGCGCCCGUCAGCACUGGAAAUUCCCUCAGAGCCCCUGGUGGAAACAAAACCGGAGAAGCCCGAAGAAUCGGAAGAGUCUCAGACGGCGGAAGCUGCCGCCUUCAUCUCUGGCGACUUUCUCCCCGCGUCGCAAAACCCAGACGACGCCAAGCAGGACGAGAUGGGAGCGGACAUCCCUGAAGCGUGUCCCACCGCGCAGCUUCUAGACUACGACUUCAGCGCCCCCUUCAGUCCGCUGGAAGGCAUCGCCGGCCGCAAAUCUCUGGCCGGGCUCCGGCCCGCUUGCGGCUCCGCCGUGCUGCAGCCCGACGUGCUCCGCGAGCGGCCCUCCGUCUUCCGCUCCCCCGCGGGCGAGAACGUGCUUCCGAUCCACGGUCGCGUUUCCACGUCCAACUCGUCCCUCGGACCCGGCGCACCGGAGGAGCCUCCGAAUGCAUCCCGAACGAACGGGCCGCCUACUCAGGAUGCGACGCUGCUCGGGCAAGGCGACGCUUCCGCGCUCGUGGAGCAAGACAAAGUUGCGGAACCGCAAGAGGGCGCGGCAGUCAAAGGCAAAGACGGCGCUCAUGCUUUACCGCCAGAAAAACUCGGCGCUCUUUCUGAUUGUAAGACGCUUUGCGCUGUCGAGGCGCCUUCGAACCUGAACUCCGCUCGUUCCUCACGCUCUCCGACGGCGCAUCCCUCAUAUUCGCACAUCGAGAUCGGCGAGCAUGUCUCCGACGUCAAAGCGCCUCAACCUACCCCCAAUGUCCACGGCCACGCCUCCGACGCCAACAUCAAAGUGGGAGGAAACAUUUCGGAAUUCUUCUUGCCGCCCCCUGCGCGAAACCUCCACGGCCACGCCUCCGACGCCAACAUCAGAGUUGGAGAAAACGUGUCUGACUUUGUCGAUUCGCUUCCCGCGCGAAACCUCCACGGCCACGCCUCCGACGCCAACAUCAAAGUGGGAGGAAACGUUUCGGAAUUCUUCUUGUCGGUCCCCGCGCGAAACCUCCAUGGCCACGCCUCCGACGCCAACAUCAGAGUAGGAGGAAAUGUUUCGGAAUUCUUUUCGCCGGUCCCUGCGCGAAACCUCCACGGCCAUGCCUCCGACGCCAAGAUCAAAGUGGGAGAAAACGUGUCUGACUUUGUCGAUUCGCUUCCCGCGCGAAACCUCCACGGCCACGCCUCCGACGCCAACAUCAAAGUGGGCGAGUUUGUCUCCGACGUGUGCGAAGCCAAACCCCGAUGGAGUAAGCAUGGCCACGCCUCCGACUCCACCCUUCAGGUCGGCUGCGUGGUGUCCGGCUCGCCGCCCGUCUCCGCUCCGUCGCCCGCAAGCGCCCGAGGCCACGUCUCGGACUCCAGCUUGGGCGGCGGCUGCUGCGUUGUCACCCCCAGCAAGCCGCUUCCCUCCCCGCCGCCGGGCAGUCAAUACGGACACGCCUCCGAUUCCGCUCUGGGUGUGGGCUGCGUGGUGGUGGGCGCGGCUCCACCGGCCUCCGCGCCGGGAGGAGAACGGGGGAACCCGUCGCAUUCUUUGCCCGGAGCCCGAUUGGAGGCGGACACGAAAGUGGAUCGCAGCAAAGACGUCGCAGCCGGCGAGUCGGAGACGCACGAGGAGCAGGUGGGGAGCGCCGGCUUUGACUUGUCCCCCGGAGAGAAGUCUGAACGAGAAUACCUCCUGGCCUUGUCCGCUCAGUACCAGGUGGAGCACUACGAGGACCGCUACAGCCUCAUGGCGUCGUCCCCCGAGUGUCAGCUGCUCAAGCACGUCGCCCGGGGCCUGCCCGCCCUGCGCCACGCCGCCGACGCCACCUCGCCGCGGCUCAGCGAGAUGGUCUCCCUGCCGGUUCUGAUCAAACACUCGGUCACCGCCCCGCUCAUCACGCACGUGUCGCUGGUGAACAAGGCGGUGGUGGACUACUUCUUUGUGGAGCUGGGGGUGGAGCGCCACUUUGAAGCGCUGCGCCACUUCCUGUUGAUGGACGACGGCGAGUUUGCGCAGUCGCUCAGCGAUAGGCUGUUUGAAAAGAUGGCCAGCGGGCAGACCCCCGGCGAGCUGCUCACCCCGCUGGUGCUCAACUCCAUCCUCAGCAAGGCGCUGCAGUACAGCCUGCACGGCGACACGCCGCUGGCCGCCAACUUCACCUUUGCGCUGCGCUUCCUGCCCGACACCUUCCACCCGCACGCCCCCGACUCCCUCAACUGCCUGGAGCUGCGCUACAAGGUGGCCUGGCCGCUCAACAUCAUCAUCACCGACAGCUGCAUGAACAAGUACAACCGGCUGUUCUCCUUCCAGCUGCAGCUCAAGCACAUGGUGUGGAGCCUGCGCGACGUCUGGUUCCACCUCAAGAGGACGGCGGUGGUGAAAGGCGCCGGGCGCUCGGUGCAGUUCCGCCAGCUGCAGCUGUACCGACACGAGAUGCAGCACUUCGUCAAGGUCAUCCAAGGUUACAUCGCCAACCAGAUCCUGCAGGUGUCAUGGAGCGAAUUCACCGCCAAGAUGGCCACCGCCUGCGACCUGGACGCCAUCCAUCGCACGCACGCUGACUACCUCAACAGGGCCAUUUUCAGGGCUUUGCUGACGGAGAAGGCCGCUCCGGUGAUGAACAUCAUCCACAGCAUCUUCAGCCUCAUCCUGAAGUUCCGUGCUCAGCUGAUUGCACUGCCCUGGGCCAGCCAGCAGGGGGAGGCAGUGCACCCCAGCUUCAUCGCCAUGCAGCAGUCGUACAACACCUUCAAAUACUACUCGCACUUCCUCUUCAAAGUGGUGACCAAGCUAGUGAACAGAGGCUACCAGCCUCAUUUGGAAGACUUCCUCCUGCGCAUCAACUUCAACAACUACUACAAAGAUUCUUGAGCAACUUUACGGCGAAUGUACAAUGUAGCACAUGUACAGAUUGACUGGAACAGAUGUAAUUGAGAUGCCUCUGACUAUGUCAUCCUGCGUCUCAACAGUUUUAAGCAUUUUGUUCACAUAAACCACUAUAUUUGUAAAAAUCAAACAAAUAAAUCAA
Molecule: messenger RNA, 5948 nt
Organism: Hippocampus zosterae (dwarf seahorse)
Lineage: Eukaryota; Metazoa; Chordata; Actinopteri; Syngnathiformes; Syngnathidae
Gene: tubgcp6
Product: tubulin, gamma complex associated protein 6
Exons: 25
Coding region: 392-5791 (1799 amino acids)
Biological process (GO): mitotic cell cycle; meiotic cell cycle; spindle assembly
Cellular component (GO): gamma-tubulin complex; equatorial microtubule organizing center; spindle pole
Molecular function (GO): gamma-tubulin binding; microtubule minus-end binding
Source: RefSeq, a predicted model, not a curated record